This is a messenger RNA of Notolabrus celidotus (New Zealand spotty), 1794 nucleotides long. Its product is annotated as protein NDRG1-like. Gene Ontology annotation, cellular component: cytoplasm. The record is from RefSeq and is a predicted model, not a curated record. Bases 38 to 1168 code for a protein of 376 amino acids. The transcript has 12 exons. NCBI's taxonomy places the organism in Eukaryota, Metazoa, Chordata, Actinopteri, Labriformes, Labridae. Gene Ontology annotation, biological process: signal transduction.
CUUCAUAACGGCUGUGGACUCAUCUGCAUCAGCAACCAUGGUUCUGGAGGACAACGAGUGUGACUCUGUCUUUGAGCCUACAAUCACUGAUGAGCAUGUGGAGACGCAGUAUGGAAAUGUCCACUGCAUCAUGACAGGAACUCCAAGGGCAAACCGCCCCGUCAUCCUGACUUUUCAUGAUGUUGGACUGAACCACAAGUCUUGUUUUGAGCCGCUGUUCAACCAUGAGGACAUGCACGAAAUUACAAGACAUUUGCCUGUUUGUCAUGUCGAAGCACCUGGACAACACGAGAGAGCAAAAACUCUGCCAGCUGCGUAUACCUACCCAUCCAUGGACCAGUUGUCCGAAGCUCUGCCUGCUGUCCUCAAACACUUUGGGCUGCGCAGUGUGGUUGGAAUAGGAGUUGGAGCAGGAGCUUACAUCCUGGCGAGAUUUGCUCUGAAUCACCCUGACCUGGUGGAUGGAUUGGUUCUGAUCAAUGUCAACCCCAGUGCCGAAGGAAUUAUUGACAGUGUUGCCUCCAAGAUCACCGAAUGGACCCACACUCUCACAGACCAGGUCAUUGCACACUUGUUUGGAAAGGAGGAGAUCCAGACAAACCAUGACCUCAUAGCUACAUACCGUCAUCACAUCACAACCACAAUGAACCAGUCCAACGUGAGCCAGUUCUUCCGCUCAUACAACCAACGCAACGCACUGGAAGUGGAGAGGCCUAUUCCUGGGGGAAACAUCAAUGUCAGGACCCUCAAGUGCUCCACUCUGCUGGUUGUAGGAGAUGACUCACCAGCUGUGGAGGCUGUGGUUGACUGCAACUCCAAACUCAACCCCACCAAGACCACGCUGCUCAAGAUGGCGGACUGUGGAGGACUUCCUCAGGUGUCUCAGCCAGCAAAAGUGACUGAAGCCUUCAAAUAUUUCAUCCAGGGCAUGGGACACUUGUCAAGUGCCAGCAUGACCAGACUUCGCUCACGGACAACCUCCAGCUCCAGCAUCUCGUCCUACGAUGGCUCUCGUAGCCGGGCACACACCAAUGAGCUGCGUGGCAGAACACACUCUCAUGGCACUGAAGAGAAGCGCGGGCGCUCACACACUGAUGUCUCUAUGGAUAGUUUUUCCAACAGCAAUGUGGACCAGAUCAUCUCAAAGUCCACUGAGCUGGCAUGUUAGUUUCCCUAAAUCCUAUGCACUUAAACCCACUCAUACCUCAUUAUAUCCACCAGAUAGGACCCCUCCUCUUUUAUUCUCCAGAUAUUUUUCAUGCCCUUUCAUCUGCACUAUCUCUAGUUAAGAAGUCACUAGUCAUGUGACUCCAUAUGACUUUAAUCUAGGCUUUUGUAUACUCUUUCUAUAUCUUCAUUUUAACCCAUCCGUCCAUCAAAGUCCUUCUUAUUGUACCCUGAACUGUCGCUGUAUGUCUCUACCUCUGUUUCUUCUUUUCUACGUAUUGUCUUCUCCCUGUCCCUCUUCAUGUCUUUGUCUUCUUCUUUUCUCCCCUUGACACUGUUCACCUUGUACUUCAGAUUCUGCUCCAAGCUUCCUCAUGCUCUGAUAUCCUUCAUGGCAUACACAACAUGAGGAAAUUAUGGAGACAGGAAUAUGAAUGUUAAGUCCUUAAGCUAACACGUGUUGAUGUGAAUCUCAUAUGUGAAUUCAUUUAUCAAGGGUACAAAUUAAGCUGUAAAGAUAUAUCCAAGUGUAAAAACUGGAUGAUUAUAACUGUGUGUUAUUGACUAUAUGUGACCAUGACAGCUAUGUGCUAUUAAACAGCAAGAAUGUAUUUCACAUAUAUUUUA